AUGUCAGCUGCACCUUAUCCGCCAGGUCCGAGCAAUGUUAAGAUGGAGCGGAUCCCGGAACCGUUUGAUAUCAAGCAAGAGGAAUAUCGCCAGCAGGAACGAGAGAGCACCGUAGGGAACAACGUCACUGUCGGUCAGGCUGCAGCGACUGCCCCAGCUGCUCAGACGACGGCAGCUCAAAUCACUCAGAACUCCAUGGCGUCUAGCAGAUACGCCCAACCAGAGAUCCAGGCCGACCCGUCUCCAGCGGCAUUGAACCGUCUGGCAUCCAAGAGACUCCUCGAAGAUGAUUCUUUCUGUACAGGAUCACCAACAAACAAGCGCAUCAAAGCCGAGCCAUCCUCCUCAGUCUCCGGCACCGGCGUUCCUCGCAUCAAGUUGGAGCCCUCCAGCUCCCACACAGAAACCCCUCCCAUGCACCGCGCACCCGAGAACGACAUAAUCGAAAUCAUCAAGACAUGCACAAAAGUCAACCUCAGACCUUUCGAACUCGAGUACCUCAGCAAGAUCCAAACUAGAAUCGACUGGGUCUUCAACCAUGGCGCAAAGUCUUUCGACAUUCUUUCCGAGAUCAAGGCAAUGCCGAACAACCCACCUCAUUCCUACACGUUUAGUCUCAAGCCCGAACAGAACCGCCGCAUCGGCGAAUUGCAGAAGAGGAUGAAGGAUGCGCAGACGGGGUUUAAUGCUCAGGGUGUGAAAGCUAAUCCAACAUCGACUCCUAAGGGCAGGAAGAUCAAGAAUUGUCGGGCGAGGACUGUGAAGUCACCGUCGGUGUCUGCAGAGCAGGGAUUUAAGGUUGAGAAGCUUUUGGGCAUGCUGAUGCUGAAUGACGAGUCUGGAGCUGCUGUUGCUCAAGCGGCGUCCAACUUGCUUGCUAGUAGGGGGCUGAAGUUUACUUUGUGUGGGAAGGAGCUACGGUUGGUAGAAUCGUAG
This is a messenger RNA of Alternaria conjuncta, 936 nucleotides long. RefSeq lists its product as uncharacterized. The transcript is spliced from 3 exons. Bases 1 to 936 code for a protein of 311 amino acids. NCBI's taxonomy places the organism in Eukaryota, Fungi, Ascomycota, Dothideomycetes, Pleosporales, Pleosporaceae. The record is from RefSeq and is a predicted model, not a curated record.